This is a messenger RNA of Nannospalax galili (Upper Galilee mountains blind mole rat), 1035 nucleotides long. RefSeq lists its product as uncharacterized. NCBI's taxonomy places the organism in Eukaryota, Metazoa, Chordata, Mammalia, Rodentia, Spalacidae. The record is from RefSeq and is a predicted model, not a curated record. The transcript is spliced from 3 exons. The coding region runs from base 1 to 1035 and encodes 344 amino acids. Gene Ontology annotation, biological process: virion assembly. Gene Ontology annotation, molecular function: zinc ion binding; nucleic acid binding.
AUGGAGAAGGAGCUGAACGUGGAACCUUGGGAAAUGCCAGCAUUUAAGGUCCCACCGAGAUCUGUUGGACAAGAGGGGACCACCGGGGCAACUCGAGCCUUGCAGGGAGGAGGGGAAGGAAACCAGUUACAGUAUUGGCCCUUCUCCGCUUCAGACCUGUAUAACUGGAAAACUCAUAACCCGUCCUUUUCCCAAGACCCGCAGGCCCUAACAGCCCUGAUAGAAUCUAUCCUCCUUACCCACCAACCCACGUGGGAUGAUUGCCAACAGCUCCUGCAGGUCCUCCUAACUACGGAGGAAAAGCAGAGAGUCAUUCUAGAAGCCCGAAAGCAUGUCCCGGGGGCAGACGGGAGACCAACCCAAUUGCCAAAUGAGAUCGAGGCUGCCUUUCCCCUCACCAGACCUGCUUGGGAUUUCAACAAGGCUGAAGGUAGGGAACACCUACGUCUUUAUCGCCAGGUGCUUGUAGUGGGCCUCCAAGGGGCAGGGAGAUGCCCCACCAAUUUGGCCAAGGUAAGGUCAGUGACACAGGGAGCAGACGAGCCGCCCACUGUGUUUCUAGAAAGACUUAAAGAGGCAUAUCGGAGGUACACUCCCUUUGAUCCAGACAGCCCCGAUCAGGAAGUAAGUGUUUCCAUGUCUUUCAUAUGGCAAUCAGCUCCUGAUAUUAGGAGUAAACUCCAAAGAAUGGAGAAUUUACAGGGGCAAGGUCUUAGGGACCUCUUAAGGGAGGCAGAGAGGAUCUUUAACAAAAGGGAAACACCAGAGGAGAAAGAAGAAAGACAAAAAAGAGAGGCAGAAGAUAGAGAGGCAGUGAGAGAUCGAAAGCGAAAUAAAGAAUUAAGUAGAAUCCUGGCCACAGUAGUGAGAAAAGAAAAUGAAGUCAAAAUAGAAAGGGGGGGAGACCAAGGGCGUGUCCGGUUAGAAAAAGACCAGUACGCCUACUGCAAGGAAAGAGGACACUGGGUAAAGAACUGCCCCAAGAAAAAGAAGAAACAACAAGAAGAAAAAGCUGAGAUCCUCAACCUCAAUUAG